AGGGAAGGCGCCAAGAGCAUUAAUCGGCUCCCACUACCGGCUGCAGCACCAGUUGCAACCUUCUCCCAUCGCGGCUGCUCUGAACGGGCAGUGGGCACCCCGUUCGCCGUCAUGUUGCUGCUUCUGAUCGCUGCCAGCGUCCUCCUCGUCCCCGGUAUCACCUCCACGGCCCCGGGCCAAGACUCUAAGGCCACUCGAUUCGUCUGCACCUCGGUGCCAUUGGAUGCAGACCCCAGCUGCCCAGCACAAGCUGUGCCCAUGCCAGUGAGCACAGCCCAAGAGCAGGAGCUUCGUGCCACCGUCAUGCAGCUGAGGGAGACCAUCCUACAGCAGAAGGAGACCCUGGGGAACCAGAAGGAGACCAUCAAGGAGCUGACCAGUAAGCUGACCAGGUGCGAGAGUGCCCAGUUGGAUGCCAGGUACAAGGGCAGCCGCAGGAAACAGCAUGUGCCUGGCAAAGACACCAUGGGGGACCUGCCCCGCGACCACAGUCAAGUGGUGGAUCACCUGGGCAGGACCAUCCAAGCGCUGAAAGACCGACUCGGGACUCUCGAGCAGCAGACACACCCCAAUUUUUCCAACCAUACUUUCCCCAGUGACCUUCGUGAGCAGCUACAGAGGAAGCUGGGAGAUUUGGAAAGUCAAUUGUUAAACAAAGUCUCUGAACUUGAGGAUGAGAAGUAUGUUCUUCUGAAUGAGUCAGCAGCGCAUCGGUACAAGACAGAGUCUGCUCUCAAUGCCUUGCAUGAAAGGGUUACUGAACUAGAGAAAGAGAGCAGUGGCUUUAAGUCACCUGAUGAUUUCAAGGUGUCGCUACCUUUGCGAACUAAUUACCUGUUUGCCAGGAUAAAGAAGAGUCUCCCUGAAAUGUAUGCCUUUACAGUGUGCAUGUGGAUCCGCUCCAGGGCAUCGUCUGGUAUUGGAACACCCUUCUCUUAUGCUGUCUCUGGACAAGCUAAUGAAAUUGUGCUAAUUGAAUGGGGAAAAAAUCCAAUUGAAUUACUUAUUAAUGACAAGGUUGCCCAGCUGCCAAUCAAUAUUGAUGAUGGCAAAUGGCAUCAUAUUUGUAUAACAUGGACCACCAGGGAUGGCAUGUGGGAAGCUUUUCAGGAUGGCCAGUCACAAGGCACAGGAGAGAAUCUGGCGCCUUGGCAUCCUAUCAAAGCAGGUGGUGACUUGAUCCUGGGACAGGAGCAGGACACAGUUGGAGGGAGGUUUGAUGCAACACAGGCGUUUGUUGGAGAACUGAGCCAGUUCAAUAUCUGGGACCGCAUCCUCACUCCAGAAGACAUCAGAAGCAUGGCCAACUGUUCUGCUAACCUGGCUGGCAACAUCAUUCCCUGGAUUGACAACAAUGUGGUUGUGAAUGGUGGAGCCACUAAGUUGCCACUGGAGACUUGCAAAGAGCGCUUGGUUAGUUCCUGAUCACUGGUCAGGAUUCACUUAAGUGCCAGUUUCUUUUCAUACAGACAAUUUUCUGUGAUAUGGUGAAACGUAUAUUCUUUUCCCCAGCUGAAUUUGCCCUUCCUGGGAGGGAGUAAGGACUGUGGUAUUUUAUUCUGUCUUUCAAACUAAAUGAUGCCGUCAGCGAUAUAUCAGUGGGUAGCACACUUGUCAGAAGAUGAUGUGUUUAGGCCCUAACCAGACAUUUAAACAUAAAAAAUAUCCAAGAGAACAUCCCCGGUGCAGUUUUGCAGGAGUGUUGCACAUUUAGAUGUGCCAUUUUCAAGAGAGGGGAUGAACAGAGGCCCUGGUCAUUUACUUCAAUGGGUGCUAUAACAUCUCUCAAAUCUAUGUGAAGCUGACCAGUUGAGAGCUGCCCCUCCCCAUUCCCUACCCAUCAUAUUGAAUAUUUAUCCACCAAUUAAUAUCACUUAUAAGUAGGAAAUCUGAUUAGUAUCAAAUUCCUGUUUGUGGGAUCUUGUUGUGCACAAAAUGGCUGAUGUCCUUCCUGCAUUAUAACAGUCAUUACAAUUCAAAACAUAAUUAAUUGGCUACAAAGCAUGUCUGGACAUUUCAAGGUCACAAAAGGCACUAUAUAAACAUGAGUUCCUUUUUUUCUAAUGAGCACAGCUGUCUGGGAAGAUAUUGCUGCCUGAAAUAAUAUUUCGAAAGCCGAUUGAUUUGUAUUGUGUUGCACACUUAUCACUAUGGCCCAUAUUUUGCAAUCAUCUGCAAAGAUACUGAACUUGAAUAAAUUUGCCCACAAAGUUCAGAUCUGGUUUGGGUUUCCCUUUCUCAACUUAAGUUUGAAUCUAACAAGAAGUCAAGGGAAUUCCUCGGUUUCCAGUCAUAAUGAUGCUAUCAAACAGAGUAGACAUCCAAUCACAUUAAAGUAUUUUCACAAGCAGCAAACUAGGAAGUCAAAAUACAAUGAUUAUCCUUCACUUCUGGCUACAUCUUUCAGAGGCCAAAUUAAAUACUAAGAAAUACCCAUGGGUUUGCGUUAAAUGUAUAAAUAUCACAAAGUUUUUUUAAAAAAUCUUUAAGAACAUAUGAGGUGUUUUUAAAAUGAAGAGAUGUGAUGUUCUACAAAUAAAUUACUCUUCCAGGGCCAGGGAGGUUUUCCAGUGGAAAUUAUGAAUUUUAGUACACCAUCAAAAAUCCACAUAAACAUCAUUCAUCAAGGUGUAGUUUUUACUACUUUCACUGUGAAAUUAAUAGCAAAAAGAGCAAAUUAUUGUUGGUUCAGUAAUGUCUACUUGAGAGCAGUCUGUGGGGACUUCAACAAUGCAUCCUAUGAGGAAGCAUGGAUUACUGACAGCAACAUCUGGAUUUCCAUGUUUAACUGCUCACACGUAGAUUCCUGGAGCUACUGUCAGUUUUAGAGGUGUCAUGAAAGUGAAUGCUGACACUUCAUUAUCAUUACUAUCACAGAGUCAAUCUUUCUAGUAUUCCCAUUUCUAUGUCACAGAAUUCAGCUGGGGAAAAGAGGAGCUAUAGAAGCCUCCCCGUUGUAACAUGCUGUCUGUUUUGCAGUCACUUUAUCUGCUAGUAGUCACAGGGCAAAUAGAUAGUUCAGCCAAACAAAGUAGCACAACUUUUUCACUCUGUUGCUUUUAUUCUUGACGUUUGAGAAAAGUCAAAGUUUAUUGUUUUCUUGCAUUGAUGUCAUUUUCUGUACAUAUCUAAUGAAAUACAGAGUGAACAACCAACUGUUUUAAUGAAUAGGAUGACAACUUGUAAACUUAUUUUCAUCAUCUUCAACAAACAGACUUUCUUUUCAAAUUGAUCACCUGAGAAUGAUAGAUUUAAAUUAGUUUUAUUCUGAAUUUGAAUGGCUUCAUUAAAUGCUUUGUGCCAAAGGUACUUUAUCCAAAUUUCAGAUGAUGUAAAGCACUUUUUUUUAAAGGACUGAUAUGCUUUAAAAAUUUGAGACUAGCUUGUCUUCUGUCCUUCAGUUGUGGCUUGUUAUACUGUUUGUGCUAUUGCCAGUUCACCAAAACCACAGUCUCUCAUUCAAAGGCCAUUCUGCUACGGUAGUAGGUGGUUUGACCUUGAAGAGCAUCUUUUAGGUGUCCAGUCCUGUCCUCACAUGUGCAUUCUCAGUUGGAACUAGAAAAUCAGGCUGAUGUUUCUUCAUCUCCUACCCUCCUCACCCUGGACACUUGGGCUAAUUCUAACACUCCCAUCUCUGUGUGCCAUUAGUAAACCCAGCCUGACCUCAGCAUUAAAUGCAAUUGUUUCUGGUCCCGACAUUGUGACUUCCCUUACUGAACCCUAAAAAGGGCAUUGAAACUCACUUGAAAAGGAAUGGAGAAAGAAAAUAAUGUUAGAUGCAAUUUUCAGUCAAAUGGGGUUGCAAUAUGAAUAGGAGAAUGUGGAAAUCAUGCCUGCUAGAAACCAGUAUGAAGUUAAAAUGAUAAAAUGUGAGGCUGGAUGAACACAGCAGGCGUGUUAUCAGAGAUGAAGGGUCUAGGCCCGAAACGUCAGCUUUUGUGCUCCUGAGAUGCUGCUUGGCCUGCUGUGUUCAUCCAGCCUCACAUUUUAUUAUCUUGGAAUUCUCCAGCAUCUGCAGUUCCCAUUAUCUCUGAAGUUAAAAUGACCUGUAAUUCAACAGCCUCUCUAUUUGAAGAUAACUGCUGUUAUUUAAAGGAGCUAAUUAACAAAAAGCAUGCUAUUUAAACUUUGUGAAAUAGUGACAGAAGCAAAGAAUUUCAUGCUUUUAAGAUGCAGAUAUUUCCCACCAUGUAAGAUAGAGGGGCUUAGAAAAAGAACAUCUGCUGACUGGACUUUGUUGUAGCCGAUAGCAAGUGAGAGUGAAACAGUUCUUGGGUAGGAGCACAAAACGGGUAACUAACCAUCAAUAGGCAGCACACCGUAAUUUACGAGAUGGGAAAGCAAAGUUAGUAAGUUUGGGUAAUAUUGCUGUCAGAACCAUUCAUUGCCACUUUUACUCUGAUUGAUUUACCUGACCAAGCCUGGAAUGGAGUGGAUGUUAAACAUCGUUACACAAGUAAUUUACAGUCAGCAGGCUAAUUUAUUCGAUAGUGUUCUCUUCCAUUUCUGAUGCUACUGAGAUUGGCAGAUGACACCUUAGUGUCUAUGACAUUGCAUUCUUGGUGCUGGGUGUUGAUAGGAUACUUGACCUUCUGAACGGUCACAGCUAAUAUCAGUCCAGUUCUGCAUGAUGCCUAUACAUGCUCACCUUCCAUUUCAAGUUACUGAGACAUUAUAAGGAGUGGAGGCACUCACCAAUUUAUCCCCUUUCUCCAUAACAAAGAUCAAUUGUGGAAUUUCCAGUUGAGAUUAACUGAGAAUUGGCAUCCUUAAAGGGAACAGCUUGACCCUGGGGUAACGCAUCUCUCAAUGAGGAAAACAAUUAGCAUCCAACCGUAUGAGAUCUGAGCUGCAAAAAUCAGUCUAUUUGGCCCAUUAUGCUUGUUCUUGCUUUUCAAAGUGCAAGUGAAUUAAUCUCACUUCUCUACCCUUUAUCCAAUUUAUUUUUCUUUUCAUGUAAUUGUCCAAUUUUAAUUUGGAAGUAACAUGUGAAUUUGCUUCCCUGCCUUUUCAGCCUGUGCAUCCCAAGCUGCAACAAGUUGCUGCAUAAAGGAAUUUGUUCUCCUCUCCUCUCGGGUUCUUUUAACAAUUACCUUAAAUCUCUUUCCUUUGGUUAUUGACCUUAUUACCAAUGGAAACAGUUCCACAUUACUAAGAUGUGAGUAAGAAACACAACAUUUACAAGAUUUUCUGGAUCGAUCAAAAGACCUAGAACUAUGUUUGAGAUUUGGUGUGGUUUGUAUGAUCAUUAUGACUACACUAAUCAAUGUGUUCAUACUGAGAUCCUGUCUUAGUGGUUGAUGCAAUCAUGUUAAACCAAAUUGAAAUGGGCUUAAAAAUGGAAAUACUGCAGGUAGGAAUUUGCUGUAACUUGUUAAUUGAUACACCCCAUUAGUAGCAAGUGCAAAUUACAUUCCAUAAAUCCUUAAGCACAUUUACAUAGAGAGAAAAAAUUCAUUUACAAAAGAAAAAGAGUGAUUUUGACUUUGUGAUAGCAGGAAAAUGGGUGGUAAAAUGUCACUUAUCCAUUAUGCUGGUGCCAGCUCUUUGAAAGAAAUAUCCCAUUAGGCUACUACCCCUGAUCUUUCUCAAAAACCCAUGAAUUUUUCUCUCCUUUAUGCACUUAUUUAAUUCUUUAUCCCAAGUCACGACUGAAUUUGCUUGCACUAAUUUUAAGUCAGUAUGCUUCAGAUCAAAAUACUCACUGCAAAAUACAUUUUCAUCUCACCUCUUGUUCUUCUGCUGAUUAUCUUAAAGUUGUAUCCUCUAAUUACGAAGCUGUUGACUUUGCAAACAAUUUAUCCUGAUGUACUUGUCUAAAUCCAUUUUGAACUCCUUUAUUAAAUAUCUCCUGAUUUUUAUUUCCUUUGGAUUCAAUGUACAGCAGGCAGCUGGUUCACUAGUACCCUAUUUAAACCUUCACAGAACGUCACGAUCUCUGCAAUCUCCAGAGCUUGUGGUUCAAUGAAUAGAGAUACAAUUAAAUUGUCUUAAGCUUAUGUUGAAAGUAGCCAGGCUUCAUGCUUGCUGCAUGGUCUACCCUUUAUCCGGAUCCCAUUUUUCUGAUUUUAAGAUGGCUGUUGAAAGAAAUGUGUCUUUCUUUGUCAUGCAGGACUAUGUUAUUUUGUCUGUCUUUGUGGAAUUGUUUCCUGUGUGCCAGUAUAAUUGUUUUUACGAGAUACUGGCCAUUUCUUUUAUUGUGUGGUAUUUGAGUUUAAAGAAGCAUCUUGGAUUUUUAAGAUGAUAAGUUUGCAUCUUAUUACUUUUUUCUCAUUACAUCUACUGGAUACAUGAAUGCCUUUAGUCCUCUUGUUUAUUUGAUGUUUUUGCAUCAAAAUGAUUGUUAUAUCUUUUGGUAAAAAAGAAAAACUGAAUAAAAAUGAAUGCAUUAUAUUAGUACAUCAAGAA
Messenger RNA from Stegostoma tigrinum, 6408 nucleotides. Its product is annotated as neuronal pentraxin-2-like. Lineage: Eukaryota; Metazoa; Chordata; Chondrichthyes; Orectolobiformes; Stegostomatidae. The transcript is spliced from 5 exons. The record is from RefSeq and is a predicted model, not a curated record. The coding region runs from base 112 to 1425 and encodes 437 amino acids.